This is a messenger RNA of Eleginops maclovinus (Patagonian blennie), 2686 nucleotides long. RefSeq names its product septin 8a (gene septin8a). The coding region runs from base 225 to 1487 and encodes 420 amino acids. The transcript has 10 exons. The record is from RefSeq and is a predicted model, not a curated record. Gene Ontology annotation, biological process: intracellular protein localization; cytoskeleton-dependent cytokinesis. Gene Ontology annotation, cellular component: septin complex; microtubule cytoskeleton; septin ring. NCBI's taxonomy places the organism in Eukaryota, Metazoa, Chordata, Actinopteri, Perciformes, Eleginopidae. Gene Ontology annotation, molecular function: GTPase activity; molecular adaptor activity; GTP binding.
CGAUCAGUUAGCCUGACUGAGUGAAGCAGAAGCGAAGUAGCAGGGAGUCCUCUUGUGGCCUAGCUUAGUAGCCUCCCUGCUCAGUUAGCAGCUCCUCUCCGUCCUGUGUCGCUCUCUUCCUAUCUCUGUCAGCGCGGCUCAGUAGUUUAGCAGUACGGAGAGACGAGGGCUGCUCCCUUUCUGCUCAGUCAGCCCAGCACACCAACACCAUACAUUCCGCCACCAUGGCUGCCACAGAUGUUGACGUGUUUUCGAAUGAAGAGAAGCGUAGCCUUAAUUUGGGCGGACAUGUUGGAUUUGACAGCCUCCCUGACCAGCUGGUCAGUAAAUCGGUCACACAGGGUUUUUGCUUUAACAUCCUGUGUGUAGGCGAGACUGGAAUCGGCAAAUCUACGUUAAUGAACACACUCUUUAACACCAUGUUUGAGAACGAGGAGGCCAGCCAUUAUCAGAAUGGCGUGUAUCUGCGACCGCGAACAUACGACCUGCUGGAAAGCAACGUCCACCUCAAACUGACGAUUGUUGACACCGUCGGUUUCGGCGAUCAGAUCAACAAAGAGGACAGUUACAAGCCCAUCGUUGACUACAUCGACACUCAGUUUGAAAACUAUCUGCAGGAAGAGCUGAAGAUCAAACGCUCGCUGUUUAACUAUCACGACACCAGGAUCCACAUCUGCCUAUAUUUCAUCGCCCCGACAGGACACUCCCUCAAGUCCUUGGACCUGGUCACAAUGAAAAAACUGGACAGCAAGGUCAAUAUUAUUCCUAUUAUUGCCAAAGCUGACACAAUCUCCAAGAGUGAGCUCCAUAAAUUUAAGAUAAAGAUUAUGAGCGAGCUGGUGAGCAACGGAGUUCAAAUCUAUCAGUUCCCAACAGACGACGAAGCCGUCAGUGAGAUCAACUCCUCCAUGAACGCCCAUCUGCCUUUUGCUGUGGUUGGGAGCGUGGAGGAGGUCAAAGUCGGGAACAAAACCGUGAGGGCCAGACAGUAUCCCUGGGGUAUCGUGCAAGUCGAGAACGAGAGCCACUGCGACUUCGUGAAACUGCGAGAGAUGCUGAUCAGGGUCAACAUGGAGGAUCUAAGGGAGCAGACUCACGCCCGCCACUAUGAGCUGUACCGGCGCUGUAAGCUGGAGGAGAUGGGCUUCAAAGAUACAGAUCCCGACAGCCAGCCAUUCAGUCUUCAAGAGACGUACGAGGCCAAGAGGAAAGAGUUCUUGGGCGACCUGCAGCGCAAAGAGGAAGAGAUGCGACAAAUGUUUGUCAACAAAGUAAAAGAGACGGAAGCAGAACUGAAAGAAAAGGAGAGAGAGCUGCAUGACAAGUUUGAGCAGCUCAAGCGGAUGCACCAGGAGGAGAAGAAGAAGGUGGAGGAGAAGCGGAGAGACCUGGAGGAGGAGAUGAGCGGCUUUAACAGGAAGAAAGUGGCCGCCGAGACGCUCUCCUUAUCUCAGCCGCUCAAGAAGGACAAGGACAAGAAAAAUUAAUUUAUGGCCGCUGCACACGACCAUGGAUUUGUCCUCCAUCACCAUAGCAACGACAACAGCUGUUUCAUUUGUUUUGUUUGUUUAUUUUGACAUUCCAUCUUGACAUUGUGCACAUGGACCAAAGACACUGAGGAUGAUGAGCAUGACGAAGCCACAGGGGAGAGAGAGAUGGUGAGAGAUAAAGACCUGCCAACAGUGGCCAUCUCAUUUAUUCAGGAUCAUACAUUCUAUGCUUUUUUUGGGACACUUUUUAUAAAUAUAUGCAAUUUUUGUUUUUCUAUGUUGUGACUUAAUGAUUUUUCUGUGGUUUUUCAUGUUUUUCCAUCAACUAUUUACACAGAAACGUGAGGUUCAAGGCUUUUGGCUCCACAGUGUAACACAGCAGGUCAUUGAAACCGUUCAAUUUGUAUAUAAAGUAUUUAGGAGGAGCUUGAUUUUAAACUAACAUUCAAAUUACUAAAUGAAGACCAAGGAAUCAAGUUCAGACCUGAAACUUUUUGAAAUGUUAUGUGGAUGUCGUGUGCCUGUUAACCUUUUGUAAUCAAUAAGUGCAUUUCACAGUAGAAUAAUCCCUGAGCCCAAAUAAUACAUUUAAAUAGCAAUAUGUAAAGCAAUACAACUGAGUACCUGUAUACUGUAUAUAUAGCUGCAUAUUAGGGCUGUCAAAGUUUACGCGUUAUUAUGGGAACUUCCCUUUAACGGCACUCACUUUUUUAACGCGCGAUUAAUCGCAUGGACAAUCAUGCGAUUAAACAUUUGAAUCGAUUGACAGCCCUACUGCAUAUACGUUGGUACUGACAAUCUAAAGCUUAGUCCUAACUAUUAAAGAAAAAAAAAAGAUAUGCAAUAUUCUGGUGCUGUUUCAUAUUAACUCUAUAAAUGUAUUGUGAAUAUUUUCUAGAGCUUACCCAGCUUAAAUAUGCAAAAUGACCUAGUUUUUGAAUAUGAUAUAAUUGUAAGACGCACAUAUGACGGUGUACAUGAUGUAACUUUAUUGUAUCCGCCUUGAUGGGAGUGUGGUGACCGUGGACACAAACAUGAAGCCAGUAUAUACAGCCUUUGUAUACACACACACACACCCAGGAUUCAGGUAAACAUACGAGCCUCAACUCGCUGUAGGAGAGUGUACACUCAGAGAGAAGAGAGCAGCUGUAUUUACUGUCUGUCGUUGGAAAUAAAUGCAAGCCCCCUCCUCCCGA